GUGAAUACACAUUGUAAACCGAUUGCAAGGAUGUUGUAAACAAUCUUUGAGUUCAGAUAUUGUUAUUUACACGGAUUAAAAUGGAUAUAUCAUAAAACAUGCGUGUCUAUGUUUUUAAAAAAUGAAGGCAUUCAUUGCUUUCCCAUUUAUUUGGACUUUUAUAUUGGGACUAAAGAUUCCUGAACCAGAAACCAAAAGCUCCUGUACAUGUCCUGAUCAUUUCUUCUCCUGUGGAAACUGUAUAUGUAUUCCAAAGAAAUGGGUCUGUGAUGGAGACAAUGAUUGCUCCAAUAACCAGGAUGAAAAACAUUGUGAUCAAACAUGCCUUCCAAACCACUUCACAUGUAACAACCAGCGAUGUGUAAAAAUAGAAUGGCUUUGUGAUGGAGAUAAUGACUGUGGGGAUGACAGUGAUGAACUCAGUUGUCCCUCAAAGAACUGCAGUACUGAUCAGUUCCCGUGCAGUGAUGGAAGUUGUAUACCCAAACAUUGGAAAUGUGACCAUGACCCUGACUGUACUCAUGGAGAAGAUGAAAGGAACUGUGCUGUGACAUGUAAUGAACACCAGUUUAAAUGUCAAGACAAGUCUAGCUGUAUACCUAAAGAAUGGAGGUGUAACUCUAUACUGGACUGUUCUGAUGGUAGUGAUGAAGAUAAUUGUAAUGAACAGCAAGCCUUCUGUAGUAAACAUGAAUUUACCUGUCUACAAACUUCUACAUGUGUUCCACUGAAGAUGAGAUGUGAUGGUAAAAACGAUUGUAAGUCUGGUGAAGAUGAAUUACUUUGUGAAGUGUCAGAUAAAUCUGACUGCUCAGCAGAUGAGUAUGUAUGUGGUGAUGGGUCCUGCAUAGCUAUGGACUGGGUCUGUGAUGGAGUUACUGACUGUGCAAACCUGAUGGAUGAACAGAAUUGUACUUUUUUGUCCUGUAAUCCUAACCAGUUCAGAUGUGACAAUGAUCAUUGUAUCAGCAGAUCUAAAAGAUGUGAUGGAGUUGAUGAUUGUUCUGAUGACAGUGAUGAAAAGGGGUGUGAAACCAUGAAUGGAGAGAUACAGUGCAGUCCAGGACAGUUUAGUUGUGGCAAUGAGAAAUGUAUCUCCUUAGAAAAGAAAUGUAAUACAUUUGAUGACUGCGGGGAUUCUUCUGAUGAACUGAACUGUGGCGAGGAGGUUCUGAUUUAUGCCCAAGGACAGUACUUAAGGAAGAUAGCACUGAGCAUGCCUAACUAUCCUGAUGUUAAAAUACCACUGAAAGGUGUGAAGAAGAUCAUAGCUAUUGAUUACAACCCAAUAAGUAACAUGAUCUACUGGAGUGACCAGGAUCUCAACACUAUAAGUGCAGCUUAUCUGGAUGGUUCAGGUCAGAAAAUAAUAUCGAGCAAAGUGAAAUCAUCUGAUGGUAUAGCAGUGGAUUGGAUCAACAAAGUGCUAUUCUGGACAGAUACAGGCUCAGAUAAGAUAGAACAGGCAAAUCUUAAUGGUACUGAACAAAUUACUAUCCUGUCUAAAGAUCUUGAUGAACCAAGGGAUAUUGCAGUAGACCCAGUCGAAAAAUUUAUAUAUUGGUCUGACUGGGGUCAACAACCUAAAAUAGAGAGGUCAAGAUAUAAUGGAACAGACAGACAAACUCUUAUUGACAGUGAGAUCCAAUGGCCUAAUGGACUAGCAUUAGAUUUGGCAGACAGGAAGAUUUAUUGGGGAGAUGCUAAGAAACAGAGAAUUGAAAGAGCUAACUUGGAUAGUUCAAACAGAGAGGUUGUAAUAUCAACUGACAUACCUCAUUUGUUUGGGCUGAGUUUGCUUGGUAACCAUAUUUACUGGUCAGACUGGAAGGACACAUCUUUAAAUAGAUGUGAUAAAAGGACUGGAAAGAACAAAGUCACCAUACUGAAACAUCAUAGCAGGAAUCUAGGCAUGUUCAUGGACGUCAAGGCUAUCAAGGUCAAACUUAUAAAAGGAGACAGAAAUAAAUACUGUGGAUUUGAUGAGUUCCAUUGUGAGAAUGAUCUUUGUAUCGGGAACAAGAAACGAUGUAAUGGAAAGAAUGACUGUGGGGAUAAUUCAGACGAGAUAGACUGUGAUUUACCAGCAACUUGUGACAAGGAAAAUGGAGGUUGUCAGCAGACGUGUCGUAUAUUUGGCCAGCAGGCAAGAUGUGACUGUUUCCCAGGCUAUUAUCUACUGUCAGACAUGAGAAACUGUAAAGACAUAAAUGAAUGCAACUUUGAAGGCACAUGUAGUCAGAAGUGUACAAAUGUGCCAGGAACAUAUAAAUGUUAUUGUGUAGAUGGAUACACAUUAAAGCCUGAUGGCAGGGGCUGUAAAGCUGAUGGUGGGAAAGCCUAUUUGAUCUUUGCCAACCGUGUUGACAUCAGAAGAGUCCUACCAGAUAAGUCAGAGUAUGAUUCUAUACUCCAAGGUUUACAGAAUGCCAUAGCGUUAGACUUCCAUAUAGAUAAGAAUUAUGUGUUCUGGUCUGAUGUGGCUCUAGAUAAGAUUAAGAGAGCUUACAUUAAUGGUAGUGAGAUUAAAGAAGUUGUACAGUAUGGCUUAGAAAGUCCUGGAGGCCUAGCUGUAGAUUGGGUACAUGAUCUGUUGUUUUGGACUGAUGCUGGAACAUCUACAAUAGAAGUGACAGAUUUAGAUGGAGUCUAUCGUAAAGUGUUGAUAUGGGAGAACUUAGAGAAACCAAGGGCACUUGUAGCUCAUCCUGGAAAUAGAUCAAUAUUUUGGACAGAUUGGGGAACUACACCUAAGAUAGAGAGUAGCUGUAUGGAUGGUAGUUAUAGGAAUGUUAUUGCUAACACAUCACUGUUCUGGCCUAAUGGUCUAACUAUAGAUUAUACCACAGACAAACUGUACUGGGCUGAUGCUAAACAUCAUGUCAUAGAAUGUGCUGAUUUAGAUGGUUCUAAUAGGAGAACCGUUCUAAAUAAAGGAUUGCCACAUCCUUUUGCCUUGACCUUGUUUGAAGAUGAACUUUAUUGGACAGACUGGAAUACAAAGAGUAUAAACAAAGCCAACAAGUUUACUGGGAAUGAUGUAGAGACUGUACAUAACAGGCUUCAUUAUCCCAUGGAUAUACAUACGUUCCAUCCGCAGAGGCAGCCAACAAUGAAGAAUGUCUGUGGUAAAAACAAUGGAGGAUGCAGCCAUUUUUGUUUGCCAAAUUGGCAUGGUUACAGCUGUGCUUGUCUAACAGGACAACAUCUGAAGAAGGAUAACAAAACAUGUGUUGAGAGUAUGAAUCGUUUUGUGGUGUUUUCAACCAUGUCCGAUCUGAGACGUAUCAGUGUAGAUACACCUGACAGAACAGAUGUGGUUCUUCCCCUUAAUAAAGUGCUGAGUGCUGUGGGGAUUGAUUUUGAUGCAAAGAAUGAUAUGAUAUAUUGGACUGAUACAGACCUGAAUGUCAUCAAAAGAGCACAUUGGAAUGGCAGUCAUGAGAAGGUUGUCAUUGGAAACCAGGUGGAGUCUCCAGUAGGUGUGGCUAUAGACUGGAUUGGUCGUAAGAUUUAUUGGACAGACCAGGAUACAGAUUUUAUAGAAGUAGCCAAUCUGAAUGGUAGUAUGAGGAGUAUCCUGAUCUCUACAAGUCUAGAUAAACCUAGAGACAUCAUUGUAGAUCCUUUGGAAGGGUUUAUGUACUGGAGUGAUUGGGGAAGCAGACCUAAGAUAGAAAGAGCAGGAAUGGAUGGGAAUAGAAGACAGGUUCUAAUCAGUAACAAUAUCACAUGGCCCAAUGGUCUAGCCCUGGACAAAAAACUUAAACGUCUUUAUUGGACAGACGGAGGAAGGAGUGUUAUAGAAUCUGUCAAUUUGGAUGGUACAGACAGACAGAUUAUAAUAUCUGUGAAUGUUCCUCGACCAUUUGGCAUUGCUUUGUUUGAAAAUACGAUCUACUGGACGGACAAGUUAAACAAGGGAGUUUACUCUGCAAACAAGUAUAAUGGAUCAGGACGUGAAGUAAUCGCCUCACAGCUUGAUAAUGUGAUGGACAUCAAAAUGUUUUAUAAACCACAACCAAGGGGUAAGAAUCCAUGUGCUAAUGACAAUGGUGGCUGUAGUCAUUUAUGUUUGAUAUCAACAACAGGAUACACAUGUGUCUGUCCUACAGGGAUACUAAUGUCACCAGAUGGGAAGACUUGUAAUAAAGAUAUGAGUAAUUUUAUUGUGUUUGCCAGGAGAACAGAUAUCAGAAAGAUAUCAUUAGAUGUUAAUUAUAUCGCUGAUGUAGUGAUACCUCUCGGUGAAAUCAGAAAUGCUAUUGCUAUAGGUGUAGAUAGAGUUGCAGGGAAGCUAUAUUGGACAGAUACAAUUCUAGAUGUGAUAAUGAAAGCUAAUUUAGAUGGAUCUCAGGUGGAGCAAUUUAUAAAACAUGGACUGGACACACCGGAUGGACUGGCAGUAGAUGAGAUUGGUCGGAAGAUUUACUGGACAGAUACUGGAUUAAACCGCAUUGAAGUGGCUGACUUGGUUACUGGGAUGAGAAAAGUGUUGAUUUGGGAUAACCUAGAUAAACCUAGAGAUUUAACUUUGUAUUAUGAGAAGGGGUACAUGUAUUGGACAGAUUGGGGUAAACUACCUAAGAUUCAGAGGGCUGAUAUGGAUGGUAGUAAUAGGACAGUAUUAGUUGACAAAAACCUAGGCUGGCCUAACGGAAUUGUCAUUGACAAGCAAUCCCAGAGAAUUGUAUGGGCUGAUGCUAAAAUGGAAGUGAUAGAGUCAUCAGAUUUAAAUGGUGGUAAUCGUCGUGUCAUCAUCUCUAAUGUCAAUCAUCCCUAUGGACUGACCAUUACUGAGAGACAUAUAUACUGGACAGACUGGCAGAAAAUGGCAAUAUUUAAAGCAGACAAGGAUACUGGAAGUAAUUUAUUAGUCAUAAGGAGAACAUUACCUGGACUGAUGGAUCUACAGGCUGUUAUCAGGUCACCAGAUGAUGACCUUCACAAACUAGAGAACAAAUGUGAGAAUAAUGGAGGCUGCAGUCAUCUCUGUUUACCAAAUCAUAGUGGAAUCACAUGUUCAUGUCCUACUGGAUUACAGCUCAAACACAACGGAAAAACUUGCUUAACAUUGCCAAGCAAGUACCUGUUGUUUGCCAGUAGAGGCAGUUUAAGGAGAAUCUCAUUGGAUACUCCUGAUUAUACAGAUACAUUUCUUCCCAUGUCUGACCUCCAUAAUGUUAUAUCACUUGACUAUGACUACCAGAAACAGAAGAUGUACUUUACUGAUGUUCAUUUAGAUGUUGUCAGAAGAGCUAAUUUAGAUGGUACAGGUUUGCAGUCUGUAGUAUCAGAGAAUCUAGAGACAACCGAUGGACUUGCUGUAGACUGGAUUGCUAAUAAUUUGUUCUGGACAGAUACAGGUCGUGAUGUUAUAGAAGUAUCAUCCACUGAUGGGACAAACAGAAAAUCUCUGAUCACAGAAGAUUUAGAUGAACCAAGAGCUAUAGCUUUGUAUCCCCAGAAAGGAUUGUUAUAUUGGACAGACUGGGGAUCACCACCUAAAAUAGAAAAAGCAUACAUGGAUGGUAGCAAUAGGAAAAUUAUUAUCAAAACAGAUUUAGGUUUUCCCAAUGGAUUAUCAGUAGAUUUUAAGGCAAAGAGAUUAUAUUGGGUUGAUGCCAGAUUAGAUAAGAUAGAAACUUCAGAUCUGAUGGGACAGAAUCGUGUUACAUUGAUUAGUAAUGUCCCACAUCCAUUUGGUCUGACUGUGUAUGGUCCUCAUAUCUACUGGACUGACUGGCAGUCAGAGAAAAUAGAAAGAGCAGAUAAAAAUUCAGGAAAAGAUCGUGCAGUCAUACAGAGACAUCUAGAAGGAUUGAUGGACAUAGUAGUGGUGGCAAAAGAUAGACAGUCUGGAACAAACUGGUGCAGUACAGGAAAUGGUGGUUGUAGUCAUCUUUGUCUUGCCAGACCCCGGGGAAGAUCAUGUGCCUGUCCUGAUAAAACUACACAAGAACCUUGUUACACAUAUCCAGUCACAGAUUCUGGAAUGGAGAACCAGAUCCCUGGAUAUAAUGCUGCUGAUGCUGAUGAGUGCACAGAUGAAGAUGAGAAAGAUGGAAUUUGUGAGAAGCCAAAGAAUGUUCCCCAAGCAGUAACUGCUUUGGGAGGAAAAGAAACAGCCAUGAUAGCUUUGUCAGUUGGAAUUGUAGUUAUUGUAGCCUUACUGGUGUUUGUUGUCUGGAGAGUUAAAAAGAGAAGAAGACAAGCAUUCCUAACAGAAUCCGAUGAGUUUGUACGUCUGACAUUUUCUAAUCCUAAUUACCAGAAAAGUAGUACAGAAACCAUAAACUUAGAAAGAUCUUCAUCGGCUGAAUCUCAGGAAUGGAAAAUAUUUAGAUAUAGUAAAAAAGAUCAACAAGUUUCAAUUUUAAAACCAUCAAGAGAGACGAAGUCCAGGGGUUCUGAACGUGCUGCUUUAGUGCAACAAAUGGACUCUGGUGCUGUGUCUCCUUCACUACCAAGUCGAGAGAGACAAAGUAAAUUGUUUAAAGACAGAACUUCUAAUAAAGAUAAGGAUGUUAUUUCUAAAGUUCCUUAUAAACCUGUUAAAACAUGACAUUGUUAUAAAUACUUUUUUACCUUUUUUUUUUAUAAAAGUUUGAUGAGAUGUGCCAAUUUAUGAUUUUAUAAAAAUAAUUUGUACAUACUUCACUAGUAAACAAUUAUAGAAUAAUUUAAAUAAAAUUUGAUAUUAUUUAGUCAUAUCUUUUUUCAAAUUAUCUCCCUUGUUUAGGAGAUGAUCUGUUCAUGUAUUUUGUAGUAAUUUUAAUUAUGUGUAGUAAUUUUAUAACUGACUAUAAAUCAUUUUGAUUGGCAAUCUCAUCUUAUUUAUGUAUACAUUGACAUCUUUGUUGUUUUUUAUGUCCCUUUUAAAGGAUUUGCAUGUUCUUUGUUGCUAGGCGACAAUUUUUUGUUUUUUUUGUUUUUUAUUUAACUCAUGCAAUGAAUUGGUUACUUUUUAAACAGAAUUAUGUUUUUUUAAGUUGAAUCACUAUAUACAUAUAUUAAAUCAGACAGUUUGUAAAUAUGUAUUAUGCUUAUUUAAAAAUCUAUUUUCCUGUCAAGAACAGUUUUACCUUGAUUAUUUAUGCAACCUUGGAUUUUUUUUAAUUCUGUUAUUUGAAUAGUGAUAUUAUUUUUAACUUUGCUCAAAAGCCAUCUUCUAGAACCAAACUAUAUCUUUCAGCUUUGAUAGCAAGAAAAUAUCAUUGUAAAUAAAAACAUUUUCAUUAAUGUAAAUAUUGAGGCCUUCACUUGCCAGCAUUAUUUCAGUGUAGUAAUACAUAAGUCAUUUUAUUUAUAAAAUGUAUAUAUUAUGAUGUCAUUUUUAUGGUCACAAAUAUUUUUUUAAGUGUAAAUAUGAUUGAUAUUUCUGUUGAUUAACUGUAAAAAUAUGAUCAUAUUCUUGAGGCAGCCAUAUUUCUAUAUCUAUCGAGAAAAUACUUUUAGUUCCUAGAUAGUUCCUAAUCAUGUGUCCCAUUUUACACACAUAAAUCAUGUGAUAAAAGUCAGAAAUCUAUGUACUAUUGGGAUCAGUACAACAUCAUCAGCAAGAAAAUGUCAACUUAUGGUUGCUGUCCCCUUGCGGUAGAUUUUUAUCAGGGUGAGGGUGUCAAAAUAGAAAAAACUGUGGUCAAAUUCAAGUGGAAUUUGCCUGUGUAAAAAUUUAUAGUUGGAAUCAUAAACAAUUGUCACCUGAUACCACUUUUCUGACCUCCUAAUUGCGACUACAGCUAUCUCUGAACUAUCCUAUAAUCUGACACUGUUAUAAAAAAUAUGUCCCUGUUGAUGAUAAAACAUGAAAUUGGGUAACAUAAAUAUCAAACUCCAGGAAGUUAAUAGAAUUCUAUCUUUUUAAACUGUAUGCGUUUUGCCUACCAUUUAAUAACCUAUUCCAUUCAGCACUAUUGAUUUUUGUUACAGAGGUUUAGUUUUAGAGAUAUGAGAUGAAAUUCAUUUAAUGGGAAAAUCCUAUUUUUAUGAAUGUUGUUACAGGCUUAUUGGUGUUAAACUAUUAUAAAAGUACCAGAGCUGCUAUAAUACAAGGUAGUGCAGUACUAAUGAAACAGUUACUGUACUUUUGUAUGUUCUUGAUACUUUUAUGUUACAUAGUAUGAACCAAUAUUGAUAGACCUGAUGUAGGUAGCAAUCAGUUAUUCAUUUAGAUGUCACAGUUAUUUAUUUAUUUACAUGGUAAGUUUAGUUACAUGUGAUAAUUAUUUUGGUGCUUAUAUUUUUGUCAACUUCUCAGAUGAACUACUAAAAAGCCAGUCUAAUUUUUAUAUGAAUCAUUCAUUUAUAGUUUCCUCGUCUUUAAAUAAUGAAAUAAGAUGUUUGCAAAUAAUCAUUGACCUAGUUUAUAUAAAAUUUGACUAUAUUUUUUCAAAUUUUUUGUAUGAGUGAAAUUUUUUUUGUGUUUAAACUUCCAGCUGAUUAUUAAGUAACAUUUUAGGAUCAGUUUCAAAGAAAUUUUGUAGGUAUAUAUAUAUGUAUAAUUUUAUGUAGAUAUUGAUGUAGACAAGAGAAAUUUCCAUCUUUGUAUGUGAAAUGUUUCCGAUAAGAUACCUCACUUUGUAAUAUAGAAACGUAGUCAUAUGGAUGUUGGGUAGAUGGGUUUGAAAGUAAAGAAUAUCAGAAUACAAAAUGUAGCACGUGAUAGGACCGUGUUGGUAGGAAUUACUCUUAUGAUUGGAUUUAAAUUUACCAUCACUUUAGGUGUCAGUUUAGUUUUUAAAAAAAGAUGGUUAAAAUAUGCUGCCAUUCUAGCGUUAAACUUCAUUCAAAAUGCUUCAAAAUAUAUUUGACUAUAAAUUAUUAAUGUGUAUAAAAUGAGAAUUGUUUUGUUUAUUUUGUUGAAAAUCUACAUUUUGAAGGCCUUAUUUUCUUAUUGUGUCCCCUUUUUUUCCAAUCAUCUUCAUGUUAUUGGUAAUUCUAAUAUUUAUUUUGUUGAAAAUCUACAUUUUGAAGGCCUUAUUGUCUUAUUGUGUCCCCCUUUUUUCCAAUCAUCUUCAUGUUAUUGGUAAUUCUAAUAUUGUACUAUUAUAUGCCAGUCAGAAGGGUUGGGGUAACCAUUCUGUUCUGUUGAGAUGUGGAUGUUAUGAAUGAUGCUUUCUUUAAACCUUUUUCAAAGUUUUUUUAAAUAUUUUUUGGUGCACUUUUUUUAUGCAUUGUACAUUUUAUGCAAUUUGUUUUGUUUUAUUUUUUUUUUGCUUUAUAGUGUAACAAGAUGGUGCUUCUGUAUAUUUGCUUUUCACAAAAUUGAUUGUUAAUUCAGUACCCUGAAGUCAGGUUGUGUUUUGUAUAUAAUAUUGUCAUAUUCUAAGUUUUUAAAUCUGGACAUUAUGAUGCAAUUAAAAAUAAAUUUGUUGUUUUAGUGCUAAUCAAUAAUUAUAUAACUUGAAAACUGUCAUCUAAACUUAACCAGAUUUAGGUUUAUGAAAAAACUGUCAUCUAAACUUGACCAGAUUUUGGUUUACAAAAAUUGAAUUAAUUAAGAAGGCAAUUUCCCAACACAAGAUUUCAUGUUAGGUUGUUUACUGGUUUAUAUAGAGUAAGACAGGUUUUCAGUGAACAAAGUUUCGGCUGCCACAAAGAGGAAUUGAUGACUGAUGUCAGCCAAUCAAAAGUGGCUUUUCAUGUCAUAUUUCAUUAGAACUAAUGUUAUUGAUAAUGACUUUAUAUUGUUGUUUGGAAUUAACACUGUUAGCUUGUAUUUUACAAAAGUUAGAAAGAUUUAUCAUCAGUAAUAAUUUGUAGACUUUAUUAUGGUUGGUCAUGAGUUCUACUGUUUCUUACAUACCCGCCGAAUGUUUAUUAAACUCAUGUUGAAUUUUUUUCUAAUUUGAUUAAUUUCCCUGUUGUAAUAUAUUUAUAUGCCAUUGAUAAGUUCGGAAUGUAGACAAUGUAUGAUUUUAUGAUUGUUGUCCCUUUCAGACAAAUUAUACAUCAUUAAUUAAUCAGUUUUUUUCAGUUUUAGUCAUAAUGUAACUUAUAAUAUCUACCUCAAAAAUUUGAUCAGAAAAAAAAUGUCAUUCAAUUUUAAGAAAUUUAUCACUCAAACACUUUCAACUCGUUGAGAAUUACUUGUAAAGAGUCACAACGUAUGGUUUGUUGUGUCAGACAAAAGUCUUUAGUAACUGUUAUGUUUAAUUCUACUUUAGAAAUCGGAUUUACGAAAUGGAAAGGUCAUUUCUUUUUUAUGGACACAUUUUUUAAAAAGACAUGCACAUUAAAAGCUAGUCUCUUCUAUUUCAGCCAUUUGAAACUGUUUGAGUGAUAAUGUAUUUACCAUAUAAUUAUCAUAUGAAAUUAUAAAUUUUAAAUUUACAUAAUAAGUCCCAGAUUAUGACAUUUAUUAAUGAAUCAUAAAAUUCAGCUCUGUGUAGUUAUAGUAACAAUGACAGUUGUCUAGAUAUCAUCACAUUUAAAGGAUGUAACUUAGUCUACCUCCUUCAUUCUGUCCAUCAGGUUUUUUAUCUUACAUUUCUGUGACAGUUACCCCCAAGAAACUACAGAGCAAAUGCUUUAUUGUUAACCUGGUCCGAAGAGACUUUGUUGUCAAUCAUCUGUCAUUCAUCACCUGUCCAGGUGGAAGUUUGCUUUGAAACCACUAAGCUAAUUGGUACCAAAUUACCUAUAAAAUUUUCUUUAGGGUGUGUUGGUUCAAAAUUACAUCAAAUGGUGAUAAUGCAGACCAAGCACAUGGCUGACUUCUAAUUAAAACGAAGCAGGCGGUAAAAUUGGCAAAAUAAUAGUUUUUAUGGCUAUUUUUAAUGAGGGAAUUCUUCACCAGAGUUUUUUGUUUCAUAUACAUUCAUUUGUCUUGAAUAGAUAUACAAGUCACAAUUUUCUAGAUUUCUUCUGUGCUGGAUUGUCACAGUAUUUUAUUUUGAAUUAAGAUUAUUUUUCUAUUUUAGAUUUUCUAGGAAUAUAUUUGUAACUGUAUCAUUGUCUAAUUCAGAGUAAUUUCCUGUUGUACUAAACUUCAUUAUAUUACAUUUCUUUAUGAUUUAUACUUUUAGACCACUGCCAUUGAUUUGUACGGGUAACUAAUUACUUUUUGAUUUAUAUUCAUCACUUCUUACCUUACUUCUACCUAAUCAUGUCCAACUUAAGUAUUAUUUUCAGUCUGUAUUGCUAAGGUUAACAUCCUACCAAUGUUUUUACUUUAGAUGAUUUUUUACUUUACACCAGAAACCAUUCAUGUGUUAACCUGAUAACUUGUAAGUUGUAAAUUCUAUUUCAAUUUAUCAAGAGUUAUUAAAAAUUCAGAUUCUAAUAAUCAAAUUUGCUGAGGCAGAAUACUUUUUGAUUUGCUCUUUAUGGAAUAGAAAUCGAACUGCCCUGUAGCAGGAAAAAAAAUAGGUUUAACAUGAAUGGUUUCUGUAUAAAGUUUGUUUUAAAAAUGUUUAGUUCCAUACACAGGGUAAACUUAAUAUGCAAAUUAUUCAUGUGUUGUGGAAUCAUAUGUUACUGACUUUUGUGUAUAAACAAUGACUGUGGCUAAACCUCGUUCUGUAAUCAGCUAAAAAAAAAAACCAAUAGUUCUGGAUUUUUAAAGCUUUUUCCUUAAUUAUUACAAUUCUGUGGAUCUGAAGUACAUAUAAGUUAAAAUAUUGAAUGAGAUUAAAUUUAACAGAAGUUAACAAACUCUAAAGUAAUGAAAUUUUAACAAAGUUUCGAAAAAUUUGUAAAUUAUAGACUACAACUGUAUCAUUAAAUUUUAUACAAAUCGGAGAAAACCAUGAAUUGAAUGUAAUUAUGAUUAUAUAAGAGAAGGGUCAGAGGGGUCAUAGUCAUUGUUUCUAAUGAUAAACUCAUCAUUUUCACCAAAUUGAUAUUAUAAAUAUUUAUAUAUAGAGAUAUGACUCAUUUUCCAUUUAUUGCAUGGACUUAUGUCAUUGAAAAAUAAAAUGAUAUUCUUAAA
This is a messenger RNA of Mytilus californianus (California mussel), 11935 nucleotides long. Its product is annotated as low-density lipoprotein receptor-related protein 4-like. The transcript has 40 exons. NCBI's taxonomy places the organism in Eukaryota, Metazoa, Mollusca, Bivalvia, Mytilida, Mytilidae. The record is from RefSeq and is a predicted model, not a curated record. Gene Ontology annotation, molecular function: calcium ion binding; protein binding. The coding region runs from base 122 to 6565 and encodes 2147 amino acids.